Anopheles bellator is the source of this 1562-nucleotide messenger RNA. RefSeq lists its product as uncharacterized. Lineage: Eukaryota; Metazoa; Arthropoda; Insecta; Diptera; Culicidae. The record is from RefSeq and is a predicted model, not a curated record. The coding region runs from base 232 to 1074 and encodes 280 amino acids. The transcript has a single exon.
UCGACGCAGUGGUAGUGACUCGUCUGCUUGUGGCGCGCGCGUUACGGUGUGUUACGCUGGUCUAAGAGAGCGAGCGAGCGCGUGAGAGGGUUCCUGCCCGAUAGUUCAGAUAGCUUUGGCCGAGACUUCAAGAGAACGCACGCCCGAACGUGAGCCUAGUUGAAGUGUGACCAUCGCGCAUCGUCAAAGACCGUAGACCGCGUGUAGACCCGGUGUCGAGCUUCCCCCGUUAUGGCACUGCGCAGCGCGGUGAUGGUCUGCCUGGGGCUACUGCUACUGGUGGCGCUGCCCUCGGUGCGGACGAACCCUAUCGAUACGCCGACGGGGGGCAGUCCGGCCAGCAGCUCCUCCGUACGGGAUGGCUCUAGCGAAGCGGCGCCGGCUCAACAGGAAGCGGAUGCCUCGAACAAGGCCCUGCCCGAGGGUAGCAAAAUGUCCAAGUUCCUGGACGACUUCACGUCCGCGUUCAAGCAGGGCACGGCCAAGAUGAAGGAGAGCCUGGAGAGCGCCGCCAGCUCGGUGAAGGACGGUGUGCUGCAGGGUUACGACUACGUGCGGAGCAAGCUAACCGGUGUCAAGCCGGAACAGCCACCACCGAGCAGCGGUGAGGACGAGACCGCCGAACACGCCACGUCCACGUCGACGGCUGGCGCGCUAACGUCGGAGCCGGCCCCUCAACCGGAAGCUACGGGCGCCACCGCCGGCACCGCAUCCCCAUCAACCAGGAGACCGCAAUCACCAGCAAUCAGCAGCAGCAGCAGUGGAAGUGGCAGCGCCGAGCCGAGCCUGGUGGCGUUCGGUGGCGCUGUCGGUGUCUCCAACGAGCCGGCCCAGAUCGUGCCGAACGACGACGACGACGACGAGCGAAUCAUCUUCAACGACAAGGACUACAAGGGUGACCUGAACGGUGGCGGGGCCGGUGACGGUGACAGCGGGGGCGACCGGGACGUGACGGAGACGCCCGUCCCGACGACGUCGUCAGUCACGGUGGACAAUCGGUUCAUCAUCGCGGGGCCGCUCGCUUGCAAGUCCGGCCAGGAGGUGGUCAAUGGCAAGUGCCGAAAUAUAUUUUGAGCACCUUCAUCCCCAACCACCCCCCCCCCGUUCCUUGACCCGGUGCCAGGUUGCCUUUUCGCUGCUCGAGGAUUUGGCGGCGCUCUCAAAACCUUCCCUCGCCAACGAAAGUGAACCUCCCUUUGAUGGAUGGAAGGAGAAGCGGGUGGGGUGCCAGCUGGAAGGGUGUUGCUUUAUUUCGGGAGCGGCUUAGGCUUUCAGGGCCGGCCAGUUUGCCCCCCCUUCCCCCUCCGGGCCGUUAAGAAGUGUGAUUUGUUAAUUUAGUUCUAUUACCCGUCAUCACGAUCAUCACGAUUACCACACAGACUCACACAGACACUCACAAACCUGCAGGCGUUAAGGCGGAUAUAUGUAUCCGUCGUGCGCAACCGACCUCACUCGCUGCCGUCCACCCAACCUCCACCAGCCAAAAACAGUGUGAGGUGUGAGGUCUUGGGCGUGCGGUUGAAACGGCUGAAAUAAAACCGACAAUAAAAUGGAUUCGAAAC